Messenger RNA from Rhipicephalus microplus (southern cattle tick), 7689 nucleotides. It is a transcript of the gene Cow, whose product is annotated as Proteoglycan Cow. The record is from RefSeq and is a predicted model, not a curated record. Gene Ontology annotation, biological process: anatomical structure development. Gene Ontology annotation, molecular function: collagen binding; extracellular matrix binding; calcium ion binding. Lineage: Eukaryota; Metazoa; Arthropoda; Arachnida; Ixodida; Ixodidae.
UACAACCGAGCCAGCGGAGCCAACGCAGCGGCGGUCGGCUGUGUCGGCCAGCAGGAGUUUUAGGAGAGUCGCCGUGCUGCGCCGAGAGAAAAGGGGUUGUGCUCCGUAAAGUCCACUUUACUUUUCUUUCGCAGCCUUAUUUUCUCGGUAAGGCCAGUGGGUGCCGCCAUCUAAUCUUAUUCGAUCGCACAAAGCUUUGAGGAGAUCGAGAAACGCGCUGACGGACUUAAUGUGAAGGGUCGAGAGCCUGCAGCUCUUCGCAUCCGCCGCUUUGAUCCAGUGUUGGUGAGGUUGCGAAAGGUCUAGGCCUAAACUUGCAGCCGAUCGGCGCUGAGGAGCGAUGCAUCCCGACAAGAAGGCGUGGCUCUGGGUAGUUGUACUGGCGUCCCUACUUUGCACGGUCUACUCGUCUACCGUCAAGGACAAAUCUAAAGACUCCGAGGAAUGGGACUUUGAGUUCGAAGAGCACUCGCGAGAUGAGACUUCGACGCAGAAGGAUUCGAUGAAAGAUCUGAAAGCGACAUAUAACGCCUGGUCUUUCGCCGAUGCCGACCUCUGUCGCACCGUUCAAUGCAAGCCGACGCAGGAGUGCUUGAUUCAAGAUGAAAACACCGCAAUCUGUGUCAGUGCAAAGAAAGUCAAGAAAAUGAAGAAGGCAUCUUUGUCAGGUGGCUGGGGCAGCUAUGACAGAAAGCAAAGCACAGCAAUGCCGUCCACAUCAACUGCAGCCAGCGCUGGCAGCACUGCAGCAGUCAGCACCACUAGCAAGCCGUGGAGCAGUGCAGAGGCGGAAGAUGACGACGACGACGACGAUGACCAGUAUCUGGAAGAGGAUAGCAGCCAAGAGGAAGAGCUGCGGUGCCCACCAUGUCCCGUGUUCAAGGCAGACUAUGUGUGUGGCACAGACAACCAGACAUAUUCAUCCGAAUGUCGGCUCCAGUACCACAACUGUCGUCAGCGCACUUCAGUGCAGGUCUCCUGCAAGGGAUUCUGCCCAUGUAAAGCUGUAAAAAGCUUGGAGGAACAACAACGGGAAAGUCGACAGAAAGCCCGGUGGGACCGUUACAUGGCAAAGUUACAAAAUACCAUUGACAAGGAGAAAAAAGCCAACAAGGAUGCAACAGGCAAGCCUGCUGCCUUCAGCAACAGUAUUCUACUCCCACCCAGGCUGAAGUCCAAGUAUAGCUCCAAGGACUCCUGGACUAACAAAGACAGCCAUAAUUCUGUGUUGACAAACAAGGUGUCUUCUCCUGUGAGCAAAGACAAAGGGUGCACCAAUGACGAUCUACAGGCCAUGGGCGACCGGCUGCUUGACUGGUUUUCAGUGGUCAUGAGUGACCACCAACUGAGCACCCAAGUGUCCACGAGACGGAGGACCCACAGAGUAUCUGACUAUCACCUACCAGAGUGCAAGCCAGAAGUGGGUUGGAUGUUCCACCACCUAGACUCGGAUGGGAACCUUUUGCUGACGCUGCGUGAGCUGUAUGACCUGGAGCACGAUGAUCGCGAACGCUGCCUCCAGCCCUACUUGGCUGUUUGCGACCUCAACCGAGACUCGUUUCUCAGUACUAUAGAGUGGUGUGCUUGCUUUAACAAGUCUCAACGACCAUGUGCAGCAGCUUUGAGGCGGGUUACGCCUGGUCUGAUUGGGGCGUACAUCCCACAGUGUGACGAGGAGGGUUACUUCUUACCAGCCCAGUGCCACAGCAGCGCUGGCAUGUGCUGGUGCGUUGACCGUCAUGGCGCCGAGUUUGCCAACACACGCCGGAGAGACCGGCCCGACUGUGAAUCGCUGAUGAACAAAACCAACCGUGACAAGUCGCUUGAAGAUGACACAGAAGAGGACAGCGACGAAGUUAAGGACAAGUAUGAAGGAUCGGGAGACCGCAUUCAGGACUUCUGAACAUCCUUCUCAAAGAAUGGCCGUUUGGGUCUCACCCGUUCCUUUGCCCCUCCCCCUUUACAAUUCAUCACCGUUUCUCCUUGAUGCACCCGCUUGUUCUGUCGGUGAUAGCAAGUGCAAUAGUCUGGGCCUCGUCUCUUCUGAUUUACAGCCAGGAACAAAAAAAGAAAGAAAAGAAAAAAAUUGGGCUGUGAUUGUCAAAAGGACUUGCAUUUGUCUUCAACAGUUGUCCUUUCGAGUGUGUUUAAUGUGAGAACUGACAGCAGUAGUGGUUCUAAUAUGGAAACAUUGGCUUUACUUCUUGCAAGCUGCAGGUUUGUCUUUCAUCAAAGGUGCCCUAUGUUUUAUUGUUACAAUUGAAAAAUCGUUUUUCUCGGUGGAACUGAGAACAUUUUUGUUAUUGUUACAUUCAAGAAGUUGCAGCAGCGUAACUCAGCUGUCUCGGCAAAUGGUCAAAAUUUAUUAUUUGUUACCUCACCUUUUUAGUGUGGACUUCUUAGAAGUAAUAAUUGGCAGGUAAGAAUUGUGCAAGGAUGGUGUGCCGUUAUAUGUGAUGUACAAGAUUCUUUACAGUUUUUAUUAUUCGCACUGUUAUGUUGCAUUGUCGUAAUCACCUUUAUUUUGCAAGCUGUUACAGAUAGGCUCAAAGCAUCUGGUUUGAAGGUACGUACAUACACUCUGUUAACCUAUAUAUGCAUUUUAUUUACUCUGGGCUACUUACAAUUGUCAGUGCUGAUGAUUUCAGCAUGGUUCGCUCAUUUCGUGGUUGCUUCUCUUACAAUAAUCUGAGCAACAAUGUCUUAAUUUUAGAGCAUGGUUUAGUUAUGUAUUUACCUAGUUUCAUCGUAUCCUAGAGCGCAGGGAAGGACAAAUGGGGCUACUUAAAGCUAUUAAAAUACCCAAGGCUGGCUUUUACAAAGCUUGUAGUGUAUAUUUUGGGUAUGCCUGUUUGAAGCUAGGGCAUACAAAUGUCUUUUAAAAACUUGUUUACUGUAUUUUUUUAAAUAUGUGCUGUGCUCUACGGGAAUACUCUUAUAGUUUUGUCCAUAUUUGUCAACAGUGUAUUUAUUAUUAAGCAAGUAUAACAUUAAUGACUGGCACAUGUUUAAUGCUUUGCUUUUAUGUGACCCUUAGUUUUAUUAACACCCUAUGUCACAAUUUUUUGGUUUUUGUUGAUUCUCCUUAUUUUUCAAAAGGCUUAAUUAUGUCAUGUGGUGGAGCCUAUUUUGCUUACUCUGUGGACCCAUGUGUUUAUAAUGUGCCAUUGUUGCUUUCCUUGUUUUGUUUGUUCACAUUCUUAAUGUUCCUGAGUCAUAAUAUGCUUAUGUUUGUGUACACCGAAAAAGUGUGAGUCUUUUAGCUACCUAUGUUUGGUAGAAUUCGCACAAAGCCAACAGAAUCCAUGUCUUCCAUUUAAGUUGAGUGCCACAUGUAUUAUCUUUGUUGAAGGUGUGUUUGUUCAGCUUUGUGUUUCAGCCUAUGAGAAUAUCGGUGGCUCUCAUUGAUGCUUAUUUUCUAUAACAGUCACAAGCUUCUACAGUGUUGUGUUUGCAUUUUAUGGUUGUUUAUGGGGAAGGAUUUUGGACUGAAGCUGGAAAGAAAGGUGUAAAUGCAGUUCUAACUACUUUUGAAUCUCGCUUGUUUCACAGCAACGGGCUUAUAAGAUUGCACACGCCUAUUAGUAAGCUGUGCUCCAGGAUGCCGAUUCAGUGAUUGUACAAAGUCUUCUGUGAUAAUAGGCCAGAUUUGACCGCAGUGGUUUGCCGAAUCUCAUAUUCUUUCUUGCACAUACACCAAUAUUACAUCCUUUAGUAACUGUACAAUCUUUUAGUUAGGAUCACCUUGUGUUGAUCUGGUGUAUACAAGACUGAUUCAAAUGACUGCAUGGGGCAUGGGGGCGAAUUCACAAGAUGCUUGCUUCGAUUGUGCUAAUAUUAGCAUGCAUCAAUAUAGCUGGCAUCAACUUUUUUUUUCUGAACAGUUGUUUGCGUAUGAGAAAUUUUAUGUAAGCAAUGUAAUUUUCAGGCUGAUAAUUUUUCCAUUCAGUAUUAUCAUUCCUUGAGCAUUUAGUAGAGAAUUUCAAACGCAAGUCUGUGAGGACAGCUCUAGCUUUCUGUAUAUAUUUAUUUAAAUUCAGAGUCCUUCUCAUGAAUCAGUUUGUCUUUUUUUGUCUUUUUGUUCAAAACGCUUAAAUUAAACAGUUUCAUUUAUGCCUUUCGAUUCUCAUUUUUAUUAUCAAUAAAUUUACCUGUUAUCAACAUUCUGUUUAUCAGGAUAUGGUUCCAUGCCAGCAGUCAGCCUGACCAGCUAAACUGUGCAGUUUGAAACAUGCUAAGGCACAAGAAUUUGAAAACUCUCAAGUAUUAAUCUCAUAGUGAUUAUGUUACGAAACAGUGAUGUCUGUUUAAUAUUUUUUUAUUUAUUUGAUACUGUCAACCUCGUGCUUGGGGUCAUUACAGGGAGGGUGUGACAAAGUACAUAACGUUCGCACAAAAAAGAAAAAUUCAAAAGCACAUAUAAAUACGAGAUAAAUAACCAACAACAGAAAAAUAAGAAACAAACAACAUUGACUAUACACAUAAAAAUCAACAAAUAAAUGCUCACAACAGAAUUUUGCACACAUCACUACAAAGUAAACUGUAAUGCAUUUUCAAAAAUCACUGACGUUGUUUGUUGCACAACUGCAUUGGGUAAACUAUUCCACAUAUCUAUUGUGUCUGGGAAAAAGGAGUGGCGGAAAGCAUUUGUGCGUGUGAAAUAAGGUUGAAUUGCUCUACUAUUAUUAAGACGAUCACAUCGCCUUCCAGGGGGCUGAAGAUAUAAAUUCUUAUUUAUUUUUGUUUGUCCACUUAUAAUCUUCAAAAGAAAUUGGAGGCGAUGUUUGCACCUGCGAUAUCCCAAACACUCAAGCUCACAGGACUUUAACAAAGCUGCGACUGAGUGUGUGUGUCGGUAUCUACCGCAUGUGAAACGGACUGCUAAUUUUUGUAUUCUUUCAAUUUUUGUCCACAACACCUUCUGGUGAGGCGACAACACAAUACUAGCAUACUCCAAGACAAAAAAACUGUAUUUCCUAAAGAAAAAACUGAAACAUGCCACACCUGAUGUAAAACUAACUGCUUACAAAACAUUCAUACUGAAUGACGUAUGAAUGUUUUGUAAGCAGUUAGUUUUUUCUUUAGGAAAUACAGUUUUUUGUUUGCCUUAGAACAGAUGUUUGCCUUAGAACAGAUGAUAAGCGAGUACCAUUUCAAUGUGUGCAUAAUACUAACUCCUAGGUACGUAUUUGAAACAAGCGGCAUUAUUUAAAAGGUGACUUCCGAUGUGAUACAUUCCCGCCCUCUAGAGUGGAUAUGAGUAAAUGUUGUCUUGCUAUAGUUUAUUUUCUUGUCCCAUAUUAUACACCACUGAUCUAAUGCCUGUAAGCGCCUGUUCAGAUUAAGUUGGUCACCUUCGCAAGUAACGGGGGAAUAAAUCAAGCAGUCAUCUGCAAAACGUUUCAUUUUAAUAGGAGCCUCAACUAUUUAACAUAGAUUAUUAAAAAAUAUCAGAAAAAGAAUUUGUCCUAAAACAGAUCUUAGGGGAACGCCCGAGUACAUGGCCAGUGGUCUUGAAGUGUAAUUUUCUAUAUAAUAUUAGUAAAUAUCUUGCAUAUAGACAACUUUGCCUUAAAGUCUGUUCACCUACCAAUGUGCCCAUAGAAAAUGGAAUGAAGGCAUGUUGUAUGCUAAGCUUUUUUUUUAUAUUAUAAAUCAUAUAUAUUAUGUUUCACUAUAAGGUUAGGGUUAGUGAUCAGAGAAUUUAUUAGUGCAUUAUUCUGAGGGCACUAUAAAUAACUUUUUUUAGGCACGAAAAGCAUGUUUCAUGUAUAAUUUCUCUUAAUAACUUCUUCCAUAGUGUAUUGCACAAGUGUUGUAUGCUAAUCUGUUUUAGACAAACAUUGAUUACCUUGUCAAAGACCUGAGUUUAUAUUUGAAGCUUUCAAAUUGCUUGUCAUGCAAGAUGCUUGCCGUAUGCAUUUAUGGGCAUGGAUGGUAAUAAUGGCAUCAUUAACCUUGAAUCAGCUUUAUGCACUUUCAAGUUUCUAAUGUGUAUCUCUCGAGCCCGUUGCUUGUGGAACAAACCUUCGGUGCACAUUUGGAGUUUCUUUUUUUUUUUUAUGUGUGGAAGCAGAAGGUACAUUCCAGUGAAGACUGAAAGAAACUGCUGCCGUUGGUAUAAGAGUGCAUAGAUUUUGAGGGCUGGUAUGUUGGCUGGUAAGUUUGCUAUGGCCUUUGUUUAUUGUUCCCUGGCUUGGCUUGAUGUCUCUAUAUUCAUUUUCCUUCACUUGUGUGCAGAAGGCAUAGCAGAAAAAGUGAGAACUGCCUUAGUGAUAGACCUUUACCUUUUUUGUGCAUGCUGUUUGUUCUUUGGCCGUAUGAGCAGGAACUACUAUGAGCCUUUGUGUGAAAUCUUCAUGUUCUGUACACAUGUUUUCAGCACUUACAGCACCUACAGAAUUAGCGCAUGUGCAGAAUUUUAGUGUGGGCAGGCUAUUUGUGAUCUGUGCACCUGUUUUACUGCAUUUCCUGUCCCUCCGUCUUGACCUCCAAGGCUGGGGGAUGACUUUUGAGGGUGUACAAUUGUGUUCUCAAAAGUCUUGUGUUGGUGUUCCAAUCUGCUCAGAAGCUGAGCAUAGUCUGACAAAGCAGAUGCUGUUGUAUUUCUCAUUGUUUUUGUGACCCUUAGAUACAGGUUUGAAACUGUAAAAUAUUGAAAAGUGAGAAUGCCAAAAAAAAAAUCCACUUAAGCCCAGUAUUCAAAACAGCAAUUUUUCAAUGUAUGCCAACCACCACUAGCAAAAAGCUGGGAACUGUAUCAUUGUUGUGCUGUCAAGUCCUUUAUGUGGCCGAGCUGAUGUUCGGCUGAAACAAGGGGACCCGUACGUUUUGCUGUUAUUACUGUUAAAAUGCCAAUGCUUGUCUCUGGCUUAGCUGUCUGAAAUAUGUGAAAAUCUUCUUUGAGCAAAUUUUGUGAUGUCGAAACUGCACAAAGAAAGUUGCACCAAGUGUCUGCGAGUAUUCUCAAGCAUACUUCAUUCUCUUCUGUUUUUGGCUGCCAAUAUUGUGUGAUGCCUUAAGUUUUGCUUGCAAUUGGCAUGGUCUGUCUAGGGCACAUAGUGAACGUGGAAAGUAGUGUAUUGCCAUUUUUCUCUACUUAAUGGAAGUUGCUUGGGACAUUUUAUCAGACGAGUGACUCGAAGGAUUAGUCCUGGGCUUAAUGGGACUAGUGGAUGGUAGUCCACAAUGCAUAACUAGCAUCUUUGUUUAACAAAGUGUAGCAGUACAAAUGUCUUCUUUUCUUAUAAGUGCCAUCCGAUGUUUUUCUGUAUGCAUUUAUGCCACAUGUAUUUACUACUUGCAUAUGGUCAUGGUAACCAUUAUGUAACAAUGUUUUUGUAGGCUGUGAUGAAUAAAGUACUACUACGAGACGUACAUUAUGUAGUGUAUGACCUAGUGUAUGUGUAAUCCAUACAAUGAAAAGUAAUUUGUAUACAGGUAUAAGCCAUUGCACAAACAUAAUGCUGUUCAUUUUGCAGACAUGCACCAGCACGUUGUCUGCAUGACGGAGGCAGCGCACUGUUGUUUCUCUGCCUUGAUCUAGGAAUAAGAGUUUACCAGUUCAAUGUGCGGCAUCUUGUUUACCUGCUGCUGUCUGUCAUGAGCACUUGCGCAUCUAAGGCGAUUGUACAGUGCUGCACUCGCAAAAGUUCGCAAUAAAGGAAUAAAGGCACACGGCUUUCUGCC